AUUUGCAUGGCCCCGCCCCCCGUGACACGGCUGGCGCGGGCGGGCCCGUCCCCCCUGCCCCUGGGUCGCUCUUUUUAAGCUCCCCUGAGCCGGGGCUGCGCUCCUCUAAUUGGGACUCCGAGCCGGGGCUAUUUCUGGCGCUGGCGCUUCUCCAAGAAGGCAUCCGCAUUCGCGAGCAGCGGCGGCGGUGGCGGCGCAGCCAGGCCGGUCCCCAGCGCCCAGCACCGUCGCUCCCGGCAGCCCCGCGCGCGCAUUGCAGGCCGGCGGCCGAGCUCGCGCAUCCCAGCAGGCGUUUCAGCUGCCCUAGAGAAGGAAGAUGAGUGAGUCCAGCUCAAAGUCCAGCCAGCCCCUGGCUUCCAAGCAGGAGAAGGACGGCACUGAGAAGCGAGGCCGGGGGAGGCCGCGCAAGCAGCCGCCGGUGAGUCCCGGGACGGCGCUGGUAGGGAGCCAGAAGGAGCCCAGUGAAGUGCCAACACCUAAGAGACCUCGGGGCCGACCAAAGGGGAGCAAAAACAAGGGUGCUGCCAAGAUCCGGAAAACCACCACGGCUCCAGGAAGGAAACCACGGGGCAGGCCCAAAAAACUGGAGAAGGUGGAGGAGGAGGAGGGCAUCUCGCAGGAGUCCUCGGAGGAGGAACAGUGACCCCACGGCUGGCCGCCCGCCUCCUAGGACUGGACAGCUCAGCCCGCUCCCCCGCCCCACCCCAGGCCUGCACCCUGCCCCUCCCGCACACUACAUAGCACACCAGCCUGCGGGGCGCAGCCCUGCCUGCUGCCCGAGCACUCGCCAUUCCGCUCCUGGACAAGGCUAACCCGCAUAGCCGCACCCUGCCUCCCCACACCUGCCCGUUGGGGUCCCUGCUCUGGGCUCUUCCUUUAGGGGCCUCAUCUGUUCCUCACCGCUCCCUCUGGCUUCCCCUCCGUGGGCCCAGGAGGGCUCCCCUGGCCUUAAGGGGCCCUAGCCCCGUCUCACUCUGACGUGCCCCAUCCAUCCCACUGUGCUGGCAGCAGCCCUGAGGCCAGUGGGGGGGUCUUGGCCCCCCAAAUGCCCCAGCCAGUUUCACCCACUAGGGCUCACCCAGCUGGUCUCUCUCCGGCCUUCCUAGUCCAGGUUGGACACACCCCUGGGGUACAGGAAGGAGCCGGAGGCCCAGUCCUCUGUGUCACACCCAAGAGCGCAGCUGGCAGCCUCACCUGCUGCCCAGGUGAGGCCCAGGUGCCCUGUGGCAGCCGCCUAAGCCAGGCUUUCGCCCACCUUCCUGCUUCCACUGCUGUGGCUGCUGACCCCAUGGGGUGCUGAUCCGGGGACCCCACCCUGCCACCCCAUCCCGUCCUCCCACCCCCAAGGUUCUGGUUCCAUCUUUUCCUCUGUUCACAAACUACCUCUGGACAGUUGUGUUGGUUUUUGUUCAAUGUUUCAUUCUUAGACAUUUGUCAUUGCUGCUGCCACCAGCGCCAGAUGUUCAUCCUCAUUGCCUCCCGUUCUGCCCUGUUCCCUCCCCAAGACACGGGGACGGGGCUGGGGCACCCAGGCGGGGUGCAGAGCACUCCAGUCCCAGGGAAGGUGGGGCCCUGCCCCUAGGAUGCUGCCGCAGAGUGAGGAGGGGCCGUGUUGAUCGAGGAAGGGUGUGGGGGUCACCAGCUCCCCUGUUCUGUUGGGGAAGGUGGCCAUUUGUCCAGCCUGGGGCUCCCCCUCUGGUUUCCUAUUUGCAGUUACUUGAAUAAAAAAAUAUCCUUUUCUGGA
Messenger RNA from Cavia porcellus (domestic guinea pig), 1744 nucleotides. RefSeq names its product high mobility group AT-hook 1 (gene Hmga1). Gene Ontology annotation, molecular function: transcription coregulator activity; DNA binding. Bases 317 to 643 code for a protein of 108 amino acids. Lineage: Eukaryota; Metazoa; Chordata; Mammalia; Rodentia; Caviidae. Gene Ontology annotation, cellular component: chromatin; nucleus. The record is from RefSeq and is a predicted model, not a curated record. Gene Ontology annotation, biological process: regulation of DNA-templated transcription. The transcript has 6 exons.